Messenger RNA from Hypoxylon trugodes, 2277 nucleotides. RefSeq lists its product as uncharacterized. The coding region runs from base 1 to 2277 and encodes 758 amino acids. Lineage: Eukaryota; Fungi; Ascomycota; Sordariomycetes; Xylariales; Hypoxylaceae. The transcript has a single exon. The record is from RefSeq and is a predicted model, not a curated record.
AUGACGAACGAUCCGAUACACGAUUCGCCCAAUGCGAAUGUGCUGGCCCUGCCUGCGCAAGGGGAGCACAUGCAGCAUGCGCUGGAAGACGAGGCUGCGGCCGAGGUCGACGAACCCCCCGAUAAUAAUCACUUAGAUCAAUCUGGAAACCAAUUCAAGAGGAGUGCAAUUCGAAAAGUAGCAGAUCAUUCCGAAUCUCUGCUAACGAAGGCACUUCAUCACUCGGAGGAAGAGACAAUUAAUUUGACCUUCCAUACCACUCAGAGACGCCGAUCUAUGAAUAGCAGCGUCAGCCUCGCAUCAACGGCCGACCUUACCAGCGAUACUGGCUUUACAAGCCCCGCACGCACAAACACACCUAGCCCACCACCACCUGUAAUAUCACUCGCCCGGCUGAACCCGGAUUACUUCCUCGACACAAAACCGCUAUUUGCUCCACUUCACGAUAACCAACAAAUUCCCCCAGUGGCCCGAUUACAGGAGCCAAUGGGAAUCCACGAAGAGACAAGUGACCCUACAUUGGAAGCUUUGACCAAGAAGCGCUGCAUAUCAUUUGCAUGCGGGCCGAAAGCUGAUACGAAGAAAUCGGUGUCUCCGCCACGGCCAGUUGAAAGUAAGCCAGCAGCCGAGGAGAAGCCGCAGAGAAAAUCGUGCAUAAAAUUUGCUUGCCCUGCGAAACCCGUGCAGCGGAUGCCGCCGCAGGCCGAUGCUCAGCAGACAGUGGAUACACCUGCUAAAGAAUCGGUGAAGGAAAGAGACGGAUCCCCUGCCACUGUGCGCAAACUCCGAUCAUCUUCAGCUGGUCGUGGUCGAUCGCAAAGAUCGUUGACCCCACGACCCUCGGCUCGAAGCCCAAUUGCGGUUCGUUCGGCCAAGUAUUUGGCUGCAAACUCAAGCGACUUGAAUAGCGAAUGCUCUCGUUUUCACGAAUUCGCCAGUGAUGAGCCACAAGAGGAAGAUUGGAUUCGUCUUAACCAGCCUGCACCUGGUCGUAGAUUGACUAUCAAUGAUACUCUUCAGAAGGAAAAUGAGAUUCGACGGCUAGGAAAGGAGGCGGAAGAAGAAGAACUUGAAGAGGAAGAGGAGCUCGAGGAGGAGGAAGAAGAAGAAGAGGACGACGACGAUGAGGUUGAUCGCCCAGACGACAUCGCAGAGGAAGACGAAGCAGAGGAUGGUUACGAUAUCGACAAUCAAUCGGGCUACGGGUCUGACGACGAUUUUUCAGAUGGUUACAAUACCGAUAAUGAAAUCGGCUUUGCGGAUUCUGAUGACGAUGAGGAUGGCGGAAAUCUAGAAUUAUGGACACCUAGCCGUGGCCCGGUUCUUCAAUUCUCAGGGAGCACACCCAUUUACCGUCGACCAUCCGUCAAUGGUAACCGGUCUGAUUCAUCUUCCUCUUCUGAAAUGCCCAAUACCCUCACCAAGGUAAUGCCUCGACGCAUCAAGAUGCGUCCUGGCACUCCUGAACUACCCGACAGCACCGACUUCGUUUGUGGUACCUUGGAUGAGGACCGUGCGCUGGAAGAUGCUUAUAUCUCGUGCAUCGCCGCUAGACGACGAGAAAAGCUUCACCCAAUCCCUCAAGACAUUGACCCUAGUUUCCCUACCUCUGAGCCAGAAGAUGAUGAGGAUGACGAGCCGGACCAUACUCACGAGAGCGAUGAUGAUUUGUCUGACGAUCUACUAUACGACAGGGAGAAUGGUGUUGGACGUCGAAAGAAGAGGACUGGCAACACCUCCCCAAAACGAUAUCAUUCCCCUCCCCCUAAACGUCAUCACUCACCUCCAAAGGCUCGAGGUCGGUCGCCCAAGCGUCUGUUUGAUAGGCAAUCACCUCGUCGAUUCGCCUCGCCACUCCCGAGGCCAGUAGUACGAUCACCACCCUCUUCCCUAGUUCUUGACGCAAAACGUGGAGAGCACGAGUUCAAGAGCCUUGCUUUCCGGCCUGGUUUGACGCAUACAAAGUCACUGCCACGUGCGCCGGCAAUGUUCCCGCAACAUCUGAAGACUCAUCGCCGACCAGGAAAGCCUUCCAAUGUACCUUCGAAUCGUCAUGUACGUGGUGCCAUCGAUAUCGUCAAGGGUCUCGAGCAGAAGCGCCAGCGUCGAAAGGAGAAAUUUAAGGAGAAGUACCUCCAGAAGCAUACAAACAAGGCGCGGAAAGGCCAGGUCACCGAGAAACGGCCACAGCCUGGCCAAGGAGCAGAAAGGAUGCGAGAAAUCGGACUUCUGAUGGCUGGAAAGUUAGGCCCGGACCAAUUCGUCCUGUCCAUUUAG